Molecule: messenger RNA, 630 nt
Organism: Yamadazyma jaroonii
Lineage: Eukaryota; Fungi; Ascomycota; Pichiomycetes; Serinales; Debaryomycetaceae
Source: the annotation of a GenBank genome assembly
AUGUCUCAGGAAUCAGAAACAGAAAUUGUUUCCACUACUGAAUCUAUGAUGUCUGAAAACAAUUAUAAUGAUCUUGAAUUAAGUGAAUUGUUUAACGAAUUAAAGGAAUCCACAACCAAAGUUGAAACAGAAACUGAUGAAUUUACGAAAUUGAAGAAUAGAGUUGAUAACUUACCUAAAAUAACAAGUAAUUUAGAGAAAACUUUACAAACUAAAACCAAAGAUGUAGUUAAGAUUAAUGACCCAAUAGUAAUAAAACAAAAGAAAGAAGAAGAAACUGAUUCAGGUAAAGAAUGGUUUAAUAUGAAGCAACCAGAAUUAACUGAUUCAAUUAAAAGAGAUAUGUUAAUUAUUAAGAAUAGAAGUGCAUUGGAUCCUAAAAGACAUUACAAGAAAGAAAAAUGGGAGAUACCCAAGUUUUUCCAUAUGGGUACCAUCAUAGAGGGUAAUACCGAAUUCUAUACCAGACUUAACAAGAAACAAAGGGGUAAAAAUUUGGUAGAUGAAAUUUUACAUGAUGAUGAUUCACAAAAAUAUUUCAAGAGAAGAUAUAAUGAAAUUCAACAACAAAAAGUUAGUGGAGGUAAAAAUCAUUUCAAAAAAGUCAAAUCUAUGAGAAAGAAAUUUUAA